AUGACUAACCAUGUACAAAUGUGUGUUCUCCCUGGUUCCAUUCUGACCUCCACUGCCUCCUCUCACUUCAGUUGUGGUGUUUUGGAGUUCCGGUGGGUAUUUACGUGUCAUUCUCGCAUCUCCCCCCACCGCAUCUGCCUUAUCUUCCCCCACCGCUUUCUCGCCACUCAUAUUCGGAUUUCACCAAGCUACAGACGGGACGACGCAGAUGACCAUCGACCGGACUCCGAUUUAGGUUCUCACGACGGGACUGGGAUCGGAUACGUUCCGUUGAGCUCUUCAAAUCCUCAAAUUUCUUUGAUGCUUCCACAGUCGGUUCUCACAACGGGGCUGACUCCUGAUUUGUGCCACCGACAGCAACCCAGCAGUCACCGCCAACUGGAGCUUCUAACCCCUUUUCGCCUGCUUCUCAAACGCUGCCACCGUGGGUUUGCACUGUUAAAAGAAAUGACUCUAAUCGUGUAUAUCAAUAAAUGCAAGAAUUUGUGGUUAACAAUGGAGGCAACAGUGAAAAAGUUUCAGCAGAAAUUCAAGAGGGUGAAAGAUGACAUGGAUAAAUGGGACAACCUUCAUGCUCAAUUAGUAUCACAGUUCAGAAAUGCUUCUUCCAUCAUUGGAAGGUACGACCAUCAGGUAGCCAGCAGCCCUGUGUCGUUGUGUCGGUAUUGUUCAGCCCUAAUUCCUUCAACUCUUUCGUUCUGCUGGACAAGCUUUUGA
Molecule: messenger RNA, 717 nt
Organism: Lactuca saligna
Lineage: Eukaryota; Viridiplantae; Streptophyta; Magnoliopsida; Asterales; Asteraceae
Source: the annotation of a GenBank genome assembly